AUUGAAGGUCCAGUUUCAAAUGCGCUCAUCCAACAUGCACUGCAAAUUCAUUUACUUGCUGCUGUCGCUGAUGGUCAUCGGCCUGACCCAGGGAUCAUCGCAAUAUUCGCGCGAUGAGAGCAGCGAGGACAACAAGACUCAAUUCAAUUUGGCCUCCACCUUCAGCGGCGACAUCAACAGCAAUCGUCAUCAUGCACGCGCCCAUCUCAAUUCGCAACUCUAUCCAGAUGUCGCACAACAACCGUAUCAACAGCCAAGCGUCGGCUACAUCUCGACUGACAUUGAUCAGCCGUCUGCUCACGAGAACGGCGGCAAUGGUCUUGGCACUCUUGGAGUUGUGCAGCCGAAUCCCGUAUCUAAUCUACCUACGCCGGUUGUUGGCGGAACUCGUCCGCAGCAGCCAGUGGCAAGCAUCUAUCCCGCACUGCCAGUGCCAGGUUAUCCAGCUCAAGGAGUGCCUGGCUAUGCAGCGCUACCACAGCCACCAGUGUCGGGCUAUCCGGGUGCCUUUGGUCAACCGCAAGCAGUUUAUCCCGGCUAUGGAUACCCCGGCGUUUACUUGCCACAAUAUCCAGCAUAUCCCGGCUACCCCGGACAACAGGGCUGGCCUGGCAACAUUCCGGUUGUGACGCAUCCACAAGGUGCACCCACCAGCUACCAGCAUCAACAACAUUAUCAGCCACAAGAUCAUUAUGAUCGCAGCUUUAAGAUGAACACUGAGUACAAGGAAGACGGUGUGCACACAGGACCCUUCGAGGUGCUCAACAAUCACAAUAGGCAGGGCUAUGGCAGCGGAUAUGGAGGCGGCUAUAAUGGUGCCUACAAUAGGCCAGGUUACUGAAAACGAGAAGCUGCAAAAGUUAUGCUAUUCUUAUGGUCAUAAGUUAGGUGUAAGCUUACCCGCUCGAGCAGCGGCAGCUGCUGCUGCUCCUGUCUCCACAAUAAACUUGAUUUCUUCACGCCCAAAAAUACAAACUGAAAGUAAUUAGCAAUGUAGC
Molecule: messenger RNA, 998 nt
Organism: Drosophila nasuta
Lineage: Eukaryota; Metazoa; Arthropoda; Insecta; Diptera; Drosophilidae
Gene: Elal
Product: Elastin-like
Exons: 1
Coding region: 20-841 (273 amino acids)
Source: RefSeq, a predicted model, not a curated record